UUACAUCAUUCAAGAUCAUAGAGAAGAAAUCAUUUUCAAAACUUCUAAAGAAUAUAGUGAUCUUUAUAUAAAAUGUUGGAAUACUAAACUAGAUAAACAUCCAUAUAUUGAAACUGUUCAUGAAGAAUUAAAAAAAUUAAUGAAGUGCUUUAUUGAAGUUUGUCCUAAAG
Messenger RNA from Racocetra persica, 170 nucleotides. Lineage: Eukaryota; Fungi; Glomeromycota; Glomeromycetes; Diversisporales; Gigasporaceae. The record is from the annotation of a GenBank genome assembly.